Messenger RNA from Drosophila sulfurigaster albostrigata, 398 nucleotides. RefSeq lists its product as uncharacterized. The record is from RefSeq and is a predicted model, not a curated record. The transcript is spliced from 2 exons. The coding region runs from base 28 to 291 and encodes 87 amino acids. Lineage: Eukaryota; Metazoa; Arthropoda; Insecta; Diptera; Drosophilidae.
AUUAUAAAUUUCGCAAAAACCUACAAAAUGAGCCAACUGCCAACGCAAGCGCCACAUCCACCAACGGGAACACAACAGCCAUUGCAGCCGCCACCACCAAUGGGCCAGAACAUUGCACCCACUGGCGCCUUUCCAGGUUCACUAACACCCGGCUGGAACGAUCCGCCACCAAUUUCUGCGGAAGCGGCCAGCAAUCUGAACUCCCGAAGACCCCGACUAGAUCUGCGGAAACGCGUGGCAUAUCCAAUGGAUCAGCCACCGCUGCAGCCACAGCCGCAGCCACCACUUUGACUUAGACAAGGAGGCGAUAUCAAAAUUUCUGAUUUCUAGAAUUUCUUCUUUUUUUUUUUUUUAAUAAGCACCAGCUAAAUAUACAAUAUACAAAGCUUCAACAAAAA